CCCAACUCUUCAACUAUAUAACAAACCCUCCACCACAACAAAAUAGUACACACUAAUCAGACUUCAGGAAGAAGAAGAAGAAGAAAAAAACAACAUAAAAACCAUGGGAGAGGUGGAUCCAGCGUACUUUCAACAGCCAGAGCACAGGCCCAAGCUUGAAAUCGUUCAAGCACAAGGGAUACCCUUAAUCGAUCUCUCCGAGCUGACCAGCAACGACCCUUCACAACAACCUUCAGAAACCCUCGUGGAGGAAAUCCGGAAUGCUUGCCGGGAUUGGGGGUUUUUCCAGGUGGUCAAUCAUGGAGUUCCCCUGGAGACCCGGCAGAGGAUCAUGGCCGCUUCCAAGGAAUUCUUUGCCCAGCCGUUGGAUGAGAAGAGGAAGGUGAGAAGGGACGAGAAGAGGGUUUUGGGUUACUACGACACCGAGCAUACCAAGAACGUGAGGGAUUGGAAGGAAGUCUUCGAUUUGACUGUGGAGGAUCCGACUUUCGUUACAGCUUCUUAUCACCCUGAUGAUCAGGAAGUUGAUGAGUGGCACAAUCAGUGGCCUGAUUUCCCACCUCAUCUCAGGGGAGCAUGCGAGGAAUACGCCAGAGCUGUGGAGAAGCUGGCGUUCAAGCUGAUGGAGCUGAUAGCCUUGAGCCUUGGGCUGCGGGCGGACCGGUUCGAGGAUUUUUUCAAGGACCAAACCAGCUUCGUGCGGCUGAAUCACUACCCACCUUGCCCGGUUCCUCACCUGGCCCUUGGCGUUGGUCGCCACAAAGAUGCCGGGGCCUUGACCGUCCUGGCCCAGGACGACGUUGGUGGGCUGGAGGUCAAGAGGAAGUCCGACGGGCAGUGGGUUUGGGCCAGCCCAACUCCUGAUGCUUACAUCAUCAACGUCGGUGACAUCAUUCAGGUGGUUUGGAGCAAUGAGGCGUAUGAGAGCGUGGAGCACAGGGUGAUGGUGAACUCCGAGAGGGAGAGGUUUUCGAUCCCUUUCUUCUUCAAUCCAUCACAUUACACCGUGGUGGAACCCUUGGAGGAAUUGGUGAGCAAUGAGAGCCCUGCUAAGUACAAGGCUUACAACUGGGGGAAAUUCCUUCUCACAAGGAAAGCCAGCAAUUUCAAGAAGCUUGAUGUUGAGAACAUCCAAAUCUCUCACUUCAGAGUCCCGGAAUUGGCUGAUGCUUUGGAGGGUGCCCUAAAGUUGAACUGAGAAAUUGGCAGCUAUGGAAUUAACAGCCUUUCUAGUCGUAAU
Messenger RNA from Linum tenue, 1240 nucleotides. The record is from the annotation of a GenBank genome assembly. NCBI's taxonomy places the organism in Eukaryota, Viridiplantae, Streptophyta, Magnoliopsida, Malpighiales, Linaceae.